This is a messenger RNA of Aspergillus ruber CBS 135680, 1684 nucleotides long. RefSeq names its product adenosylhomocysteinase. Bases 266 to 1528 code for a protein of 420 amino acids. The transcript is spliced from 3 exons. Lineage: Eukaryota; Fungi; Ascomycota; Eurotiomycetes; Eurotiales; Aspergillaceae. Gene Ontology annotation, cellular component: cytosol. Gene Ontology annotation, molecular function: adenosylhomocysteinase activity. The record is from RefSeq and is a predicted model, not a curated record. Gene Ontology annotation, biological process: L-methionine cycle.
CUGUUCUUUUCUCCCCUUUCCCUCUCUCUUUUUUCCCUCUCUCUUCUCUCUUCAUCCCAUCUUCUAUACCCCCAUAUCUCUUUAUCUUUCUAUCCAUCUUCUCGCCUAAUCUUCACAAUGGCUGCUCCCGCUCAGAAGUUCAAGGUCGCCGACAUCGUACGUACCACGUACCACUGUCCCAUAUCUACGAUGUCCUCAUUCAUUGACCAUACCCUAGUCCCUGGCUGCCUUUGGUCGCCGCGAGAUCGAGCUCGCUGAGAUCGAAAUGCCCGGUCUUAUGGCUAUCCGCCGCAAGUACGGUGCUGAGCAGCCCCUCAAGGGCGCCCGUAUCGCCGGUUGUCUUCACAUGACUAUCCAGACUGCUGUCCUCAUUGAGACCCUCACUGCCCUCGGUGCUGAGGUUACCUGGACUAGCUGCAACAUCUUCUCCACCCAGGACCACGCUGCCGCCGCCAUUGCUGCCGCUGGUGUACCUGUCUUCGCCUGGAAGGGUGAGACCGAUGAGGAGUACAACUGGUGCUUGGAGCAGCAGCUCUCUGCCUUCAAGGAUGGCCAGAAACUCAACCUCAUCCUCGAUGACGGUGGUGACUUGACCGCCCUUGUCCACGACAAGUUCCCCGAGCAGCUCAACGGUUGCUACGGUCUCUCCGAGGAGACCACUACUGGUGUCCACAACCUCUACAGAAUGCUCAAGGAGAACAAGCUCCAGGUCCCUGCCAUCAAUGUCAACGACUCCGUCACCAAGUCCAAGUUCGACAACCUCUACGGUUGCCGUGAGUCGCUUAUUGACGGUAUCAAGCGUGCCACCGACGUUAUGAUCGCCGGUAAGGUUGCCGUUGUUGCCGGUUACGGUGACGUCGGCAAGGGUUGCUCUGACGCCCUCCGCUCCAUGGGUGCUCGCGUCCUUGUCACCGAGGUCGACCCCAUCAACGCCCUCCAGGCUGCCGUCCAGGGCUACGAGGUCGCCACCAUGGAGGACGCUGCUCCUCAGGGUCAGAUCUUUGUCACCACCACCGGUUGCCGUGACAUCCUGACUGGUGCUCACUUCGAGGUCAUGCGUAACGACGCCAUUGUUUGCAACAUUGGUCACUUCGACAUUGAGAUUGACGUUGCCUGGCUCAAGGCCAACGCCAAGUCCGUCCAGAACAUCAAGCCUCAGGUUGACCGUUACACCAUGGCCAACGGCCGUAACAUCAUCCUCCUGGCUGAGGGUCGUCUUGUCAACCUUGGCUGUGCUACCGGCCACUCUUCGUUCGUCAUGUCCUGCUCUUUCUCCAACCAGGUCCUCGCUCAGAUCGCUCUCUUCCGUGCCGAGGAUGUCGCUUUCGGCCAAAAGUACGCCGAGUUCGGUGCUUCCGGCAAGAAGCCCGUUGGUGUCUACGUCCUCCCCAAGGUCCUUGACGAGCAGGUCGCCCGUCUCCACUUGGACCACGUCAACGCCAAGCUGUCCGAGCUUACCCCCGUCCAGGCCGACUACCUUGGCCUGAAUGUCCAGGGUCCCUUCAAGGGCGACAUCUACCGCUACUAAGCUCAUUUUUUCUCUCGUUUUUUCCCUUUCACGUCCACGUUUGAUACACCUUCUAUAGACAUUUACAUUUGUUUCAACAUGAUGACGAUGUUACGAUAACAUACGGGUUCUUUAUCAACUUAGAGCUCAAAAAUUUUUGUCCUCAACGGCAAGACA